CAGAACUCUUGGUCUUGGUGGCAGUAUAUCACAUCUCUGACCUCUUUUCCCGCUUUUAACAUUCUUAUUUUGAUCCUGUUGUAGUUUUUUCUAAUUGUGUGGAGAGAUGUCAUCUGCGCCGUCUCCGGGUUCCACUCCGUCAACUCCACCACAACUUCCUCCCGUUCCUUUUCCCGUCACCUUUCCUCCUAUACUUCAGCCUCCCGUCGUUCCUCCUAUAAUUCAGCCUCCCGUCGUUCCUCCUAUAACUCCGCCUCCCGUCGUUCCUUCUCCACCUCCGCCUACACCCAUUCCUUCUCCACCUUCUCCUCUGCCUCCGGCUCCUACCACUCCUUCACCUCCCUUGACGCCUUCUCCUCUGCCUCCUUCACCUCCCUUGACACCUUCUCCUUUGCCUCCUUCUCCCACCAUUCCUUCACCUCCCUUGACGCCUUCUCCUCCGCCUCCAUCUCCAACCAUUCCUUCAUCACCUCCCUUUACGCCUUCAUCUCCGCCUCCACCUUCUCCCUUGAGACCUUCUUCUCCUCCGCCUCCGUCUCCCUCUACUCCUUCAACUCCGCCGAGAUCUUUUCCAUCUCCGCCGCCUCCCUCAACAACACCUACUCCGCCUCAGUCGGGCACUCUCAACCCUCCACUUCCAGCAAAUCCCUCUGGCGGGGGUUCUUCACCGCCGCCUUCUUCCCCUUCCGUUGGAUUAUCAUCGGGACUGGUGGUUGGCAUCGCCAUCGGAGGAGUUGCUAUGCUUGUUGUGGUAUUGGCUUUGAUUUUUUUCAUUUUUAAGAAGAAACGACGAAGAGACGAAGAAACACCUCCUGCGCACUUAGCUGGAGGCCCUUACCGUGGACAUCAGCAUCAAAAUGCAUCAUUUCCACCACCGAUGCCACCCUCUGCACCACCACGUCGGCCACACUUCAUGAGCAGCAGUAGCAGCGGCGGCUACGACUCAAACUACUCGGAUCAAUCAGUUCUUCCUCCACAAUCUCCAGGGCUUCCAUUAGGCAUCUAUCAAGGCACUUUUAACUAUGAGGAGCUGUCUAGAGCCACCAAUGGCUUCUCUGAGGCCAAUUUGUUAGGGCAAGGCGGUUUCGGAUACGUGUUCAAAGGUAUGUUGCGUAAUGGGAAAGAAGUUGCUGUGAAACAGUUGAAAGAAGGGAGUGCUCAGGGAGAGAGAGAGUUUCAGGCAGAGGUUGGGAUCAUUAGCCGAGUUCACCACAGACAUUUGGUUGCUCUUGUCGGUUAUUGCAUUGCGGAUGCUCAAAGAUUGCUUGUCUAUGAGUUUGUUCCCAACAACACUCUCGAGUUUCACCUCCAUGGGAAGGGACGGCCUCCAAUGGAAUGGAGUUCAAGAUUGAAGAUUGCUAUUGGUUCUGCCAAAGGAUUAUCAUAUCUUCAUGAAAAUUGCAAUCCUAAAAUCAUCCACCGUGAUAUCAAGGCCUCAAACAUAUUGAUUGAUUUCAAAUUUGAAGCAAAGGUUGCUGAUUUUGGUCUUGCCAAGAUUGCUUCUGAUACAAACACUCAUGUAUCUACACGUGUGAUGGGAACCUUUGGGUAUUUGGCUCCAGAAUAUGCUUCAAGCGGAAAGCUCACAGAAAAAUCUGACGUCUUCUCAUUUGGUGUUGUGCUGUUGGAGCUAAUAACCGGUCGUCGUCCUAUUGAUGCAAACAAUGUCCAUGCAGAUAAUAGCUUGGUUGAUUGGGCACGACCUUUGCUUAACCAAGUAUCCGAGGUAGGCAACUUUGAGGCUGUGGUUGAUACAAAGCUGAAUAAUGAGUAUGACAGAGAAGAGAUGGCUCGCAUGGUUGCUUGUGCCGCAGCUUGUGUCCGCUCUACAGCUCGCCGUAGACCUCGCAUGGACCAGGUUGCACGUGUGCUGGAAGGAAACAUAUCACCGUCAGACCUGAACCAAGGGAUCACACCGGGUAACAGCAAUGUGUACGGUUCAUCCGGAGGACGCACAGAUUAUGACUCGAGCCAAGACAAUGAAGGCGUGAACAAGUUUAGGAAAAUGGGACUUGAGACUCAAGAUUUGUAUAGUAAUCCAAUCAGUGAAUAUGAUUUGUACCCAUCCUGGUCGAGCACCGAGAUUCAGACCACACGGGAAAUGGAGAUGGGCAAUGCUAAAAGACCCGGUCAAGGUUAUGGUUAGUGAGGCAAGAAAUUACAAAGUUUUUUUUUUCUUUUUUAAUUCUUUGUUUAAUUAUAAAGAUUUGGGUAGAUGUCUUAAGAUUAACUCUAACUGAAAUGCGAUUUUAUAAUGAUUUUCUAUUUUUUUUUCUUUGUUUUCUUUCCCUAGAAGUUAAUUGUAAUAAUAAUAGUCAGAUUGAGGUUGAGGUUUGAA
Camelina sativa (false flax) is the source of this 2338-nucleotide messenger RNA. Its product is annotated as proline-rich receptor-like protein kinase PERK2. Gene Ontology annotation, biological process: protein phosphorylation. Gene Ontology annotation, molecular function: protein kinase activity; ATP binding. The record is from RefSeq and is a predicted model, not a curated record. Lineage: Eukaryota; Viridiplantae; Streptophyta; Magnoliopsida; Brassicales; Brassicaceae.